AUGCAAACACCUGGAGUAACAAUCGAUGGUAGCGAUACAGUGGCCCAACCAGAAUCACUACUCAAUCCAGCCACUUUCACACCACCUAAUCACAACUACCCAAAUAUACGCAUAGAGUAUUGCGAUAGGUGUAGAUGGUCUCCUCGUGCUCAAUGGCUUAUGACUGAAUUGCUCCUGACUUUCCCUCCACCGGCCAUCGAAGCCAUCACACUCAUCCCGCGCAACGACGAAUCUUCUGCGGGGAGAUUCAGAGUGUGGCUCUAUGACGCGUCCUCUAGCCCACCAAAGCUUCUAUGGGACAGGAAAGUCGAAGGCGCUUUCCCCGAAGCUAAACAGCUCAAACAAAGAGUUAGGGAUAGCAUCGCGCCAGGUAUGUCGUUAGGGCACAGCGAUAAGAAGUAG
This is a messenger RNA of Wallemia ichthyophaga EXF-994, 402 nucleotides long. RefSeq lists its product as uncharacterized. Bases 1 to 402 code for a protein of 133 amino acids. The record is from RefSeq and is a predicted model, not a curated record. NCBI's taxonomy places the organism in Eukaryota, Fungi, Basidiomycota, Wallemiomycetes, Wallemiales, Wallemiaceae. The transcript has a single exon.